AAAAAAAAAAAAAAAAAAAAAUGAGUAGAGACGAAGAAUAUGAUUAUCUUUUCAAGGUUGUCUUGAUUGGUGAUUCAGGUGUUGGUAAAACCAAUCUUUUAAGUCGUUUCACUCGUAACGAGUUCAAUUUGGAAUCCAAGAGUACUAUUGGUGUAGAAUUCGCCACCAGAAGUAUUCAAGUUGAUAACAAGGUUAUCAAGGCUCAAAUUUGGGAUACAGCUGGACAAGAAAGAUACCGUGCCAUUACCAGUGCCUAUUAUCGUGGCGCAGUGGGUGCAUUGUUGGUCUAUGAUAUUUCAAAGCAUUCUACGUACGAGAGCGUGGAUCGUUGGUUAAAGGAGCUUCGUGAUCAUGCUGAUUCAAAUAUCGUCAUUAUGCUUGUGGGUAACAAGAGUGAUUUAAGACAUUUGAGAGCUGUGCCUACCGAAGAAGCCAAGCAAUUUGCAUCUGAUAAUGGCCUUUCAUUUAUUGAGACUUCUGCUUUGGAUGCUACCAACGUAGAUCAAUCUUUCCAACAAAUUUUGACAGAAAUCUAUCGUAUUGUUUCGAACAAGGCUUUGGAAUCCUCUAAUAACACAAUCAAACCUACAAACGGUCAAACCAUUCUUGUAUCUCAAACACCUGAUGAACAAGCUAAACAAGGUGGCGGUGGAUGUUGUUAAGCAUACCUUCAUAAUAAAUAAUAAAAAAAAAAAAAAA
Molecule: messenger RNA, 699 nt
Organism: Mucor mucedo
Lineage: Eukaryota; Fungi; Mucoromycota; Mucoromycetes; Mucorales; Mucoraceae
Product: rab11 protein
Exons: 6
Coding region: 21-662 (213 amino acids)
Biological process (GO): exocytosis
Cellular component (GO): recycling endosome
Molecular function (GO): GTP binding; GTPase activity
Source: RefSeq, a predicted model, not a curated record